AUGGAUUCGACUCCUCACUUUAGUCCGUACCGCGCCGAUGGCAAGCUUUAUGGCUUCGUCUGUGUCGUGACUGGCGCUGCCCAUCCCGUUGGUCGGGCCAUUGUUGAAGAACUGGCAGCAUGCGACAAGACGACCAGCGACGAAACGUUCCACACCCUCGUCGCCAACGUGCACCGGGACCACCCCAACACCAAGGUCAUUCCUUACCCCUUCAACGUGGCCAAGGAAGAAGAGACGCUGGUCCUUAUUGACGAGGUGCUCAACGCAUUCGGGCGCCUCGAUAUUUGGGUGUCAUCAACCGGCCUGCUCGGCCCACCAUCCAUUGCCGAGACGACGCCGGCGGACCUGCAGCGGUGCUUCGAGGGGCAUUCGAUGGCGCCCUUCUUCGCACUCAAGUACGCACCCCCGGCCAUGGCCAAGCUAACGGAGAAACAGUCGUACCCGAACGCGGCGCCCAAGACGCAGAAGUACGGCAGCAUUAUCGUCAUCAGUAGUGCGGCGUCGUGGGGGCCGAGUUACACCAUGUCCGCCUACGCGGCACUCGGUGUCGUGAAGGCGGGCGUCGCAGUUCUCAGGGACACCGGGGUGAGGAUCAACUGCAUCUCGCCAGGGCAAAUCGAUGUUGGGCUCGAUUUGAACGGGGCCAAUGUGAAGGGCGUGAACUCCCAGCUUCCCACUGCAGGGUCGCAAGGCAAUGAAUCGGCCGAGGCCAUCAUCGGUCUCGGGCGACCAGGAAGCCCUCAAGAGGUAGCCCGCGUGGCCGGUUUCCUCGCCUCGGGCUUCAGCUCCUAUAUCACGGGGGCGAACAUGGUCGUCGACGGCGGCUCAUCUGCCAUGAACCCGCUCACGGUACCCCUCGGCAAGGCGUAG
Messenger RNA from Colletotrichum graminicola M1.001, 870 nucleotides. RefSeq lists its product as uncharacterized. NCBI's taxonomy places the organism in Eukaryota, Fungi, Ascomycota, Sordariomycetes, Glomerellales, Glomerellaceae. Gene Ontology annotation, molecular function: trans-2-enoyl-CoA reductase (NADPH) activity. The record is from RefSeq and is a predicted model, not a curated record. The transcript is spliced from 6 exons. Gene Ontology annotation, cellular component: peroxisome. Bases 1 to 870 code for a protein of 289 amino acids. Gene Ontology annotation, biological process: phytol metabolic process.